Molecule: messenger RNA, 1782 nt
Organism: Aethina tumida (small hive beetle)
Lineage: Eukaryota; Metazoa; Arthropoda; Insecta; Coleoptera; Nitidulidae
Product: zinc finger and SCAN domain-containing protein 31
Exons: 7
Coding region: 231-1772 (513 amino acids)
Source: RefSeq, a predicted model, not a curated record
GACGGUUCGCAGACGGUAGAGGAACAGAGUUCCUUCGGGCGAACGGUCGAAGGCGGUGUGCUGGAGGAGAGUGUUGUGGCAGGUUGUUUACCUGUUGGAUAACCCGGCGUCGCGACGCUACAACUUGUUGCUCGGACCCGCCACCCCGAAGGCGGCAUCACUCAGUCGGCCAUCACCACUUGUUCCAGCAACCACCUGCCAGAGUUUCACUCCGAGGUACCGUCUUCGCGAUGCCACGCUGCUACAUGGUGAAGAAACAGAGCAACAAGUAUCCGGCCGCCGUCGCGAGGGACAACACGCGGCCACCGGAGGAAGGCGGAGGUGGGUCGUGGGAGCAGGCGGCCGCCCCCACGUCCUCUCUGCCGCCCGACAGUCCGAUCGAAGCUUGUACGGCGCCCUCGCCCAGUUACACCUCUUUAACAAACCGACCCACAAGUUAUGCGGAAUACACGAACUCGAGAUCUCCACACUCCCAAUCGGAUCACACGAUGGCCAAUCACCCGAACAGCGACGGAGAGAUCAGCAUUUUCAGAGCGCAGCAGCGCAGUCCGGAAGAAACUGAAGCUGCUCACGAUCUGUUGUCGCUCUCCCAAAGUCUGCCGCCGCUCACCAAUCCGAGUGUGGUCAUGAUUCAUCAUUCCGUACCGAUCGAGAAUGACAGACUGUCACCCACACACUGUUACUAUCGGCCACUCUCACCCGAGAGACCCAAAAGUACCAAUACCAAUUUCAACGGCAGUGCCACGCACGUCAACGGAAACGGAGCUCCGAUAGUGUACGUGGUGCAGCUUCCUGCGGUUCCGACGCCACCGAUUUCGGAAUCCUCCAACGACCUGGUGAUUGAUCAGGUCGAAAACAAUCAAUGCAAUACCGGGGACAUCGUUAUCUUUCCCAUGUCGCCCGAUCCGGAGAAGCGGUACGAGAUCGACGUAGAAAACGUGUCCGAAGAAGAACGUCUUCUGUCAAACGAUACGGAAAUCGUACCAAGCGCGGAAACCGUUUUAGUGACUUCCCAUCUGAAUCUACCAGAUACGAGGAAGAGAACAUACAGAUCGUUCCAAAAAGUACAGAACGAUGAGUCUUUGAAUAACAACAGUAGUAAUUCGAAAAACAAAAACACAAAACAAAAUAAAAGCGAAGAGACAGAUAAAAGGAUGAAGCUACCCAGGAAGAACAAAACGCCUUCGAGCAAGAAGAAAUUGUCUACGAAAUUCUACAAGGUCGUGGAUCCUUCGGGAACCUGUCCCGACGAGCAAGACAGCCAACCUUCCUCCACCGAUUCGGACACGGUGAAAGGAUUCGUGUGCAACGAGUGCGGCAAAAUGUACGCCACCUCCUCGAACUUGUCCCGCCACAAACAGACGCAUCGCAGUUUGGACUCGCAGUCGGCGAAGAAGUGCAACACGUGCGGGAAGGCGUACGUCAGCAUGCCCGCUUUGGCCAUGCACCUCCUCACGCACAGACUGUCGCACAGUUGUGGGAUCUGCGGCAAGCAGUUCAGUCGUCCGUGGCUCCUUCAGGGCCAUCUCCGAUCCCACACGGGGGAAAAACCGUACGGCUGCGCCCAUUGCGGCAAAGCCUUCGCGGACCGUUCGAAUCUUCGGGCACACAUGCAGACGCAUUCGGGUGACAAAAACUACGCGUGUCACAAGUGCAAAAAGACUUUCGCCCUCAAGUCGUAUCUGACGAAGCACCAGGAGUCGGCGUGCACCUACGUCAGGAACAGAUCGGUUGCGUCGGUGAGCGUCGAGACGCAGACCACAAUGGACUAGGUAGGCCGCU